CCACCUUCGGCAGCAGUUGGGACUUGAAGUUGGAACACUCGUCGUUCACUGUAAUUCUUCCGCCGUAGUAUUUUCAAGCUCGAAUCAAUGGCGGAAACAAAUAAAGAUACAAAAACUGAAGAUGAUGACGAAGAUUACAUGGGCGAUCUCUCUCUGUUCCUCCCUCCCGAAACCACUGAGUCUUCUAAAAUCUCUCAAAAAAAGAACUCCAACACCAAAACCCUCAUCAAUCAACCUUCAACGAAGAAACUCAAGACCUUAAACUGGCAAGAACAACGGAGACUCGAUCGAGAGCGGAAGCAGAGAGACGAAGACGAGCAAACCCUAGCGAAACUAGAUUAUGCGAUACCUCCAUCCAACAUUGGGUUCAAGAUGUUGAAGCAGAUGGGGUACAAUCCCGGUUCAGCGCUCGGCAAGGACGGAUCCGGUCUGGCCGAACCGGUUAGUCUCGAGAUACGGCGGUCGAGGGCGGGGAUUGGGAGGGAAGACCCGCACAAGGAGAAGCAAAGGAGAGAAGAGGCCAUAGCGGAGAUGAUGAGCAAGAAGGACGAGGCUUUAAUGGCCGAGUUCGGUUCUCGGCAAAAGUCUCAGUGGAGAAGCCGCAAGAUUGCUGGUGACUUUAGUAAGGCCAAAGCGGCACUUGCCCAGUUGGAGAACAAGGAGGUCAUCGAAUCCGAUAACGAAGACGAAGACAGUGAUGGAGAUGAAGAGGAGGAAGAAUAAGAACAAUAGAUAGCAGAA
Messenger RNA from Telopea speciosissima, 741 nucleotides. Its product is annotated as G patch domain-containing protein 11-like. Gene Ontology annotation, cellular component: kinetochore. Lineage: Eukaryota; Viridiplantae; Streptophyta; Magnoliopsida; Proteales; Proteaceae. Bases 88 to 723 code for a protein of 211 amino acids. The record is from RefSeq and is a predicted model, not a curated record. The transcript has 2 exons. Gene Ontology annotation, molecular function: nucleic acid binding.